Striga hermonthica is the source of this 960-nucleotide messenger RNA. The record is from the annotation of a GenBank genome assembly. Lineage: Eukaryota; Viridiplantae; Streptophyta; Magnoliopsida; Lamiales; Orobanchaceae.
AUGCCUAGCGAGCACGCGAGGAAGUGCGGCCACAAGGCUCACAACUCGAGAGCUUGCGGCGGCAAUUCCUGUGGCGGCGGCGGCGCCUUCAAGCUGUUCGGCGUUCAGAUCGACGUCGCCGGCGGCGGAUCGACCAUAAGGAAAAGUAAGAGUCUCGGAAAUCUGGAGGCAUGCAGCCUCGAGAAUCCCGCCGCCGGUGACCUGUCUGGUUACCUGUCCGAUGGCUAUGUUCAUCCGUCGGCCAGAUCGCUCGAGAGGAAAAAAGGUAGGCCAUGGUCCGAGGAGGAGCACAGAUUAUUCUUGGUUGGUUUGGAGAAACUCGGUAAAGGUGACUGGAAAGGAAUAGCUACUAACUAUGUGCCAACGAGGAACUCAUCACAAGUGGCCAGCCAUGCACAAAAGUAUUUCAUCCGAUUGUCGGCUACUGAGAAGAGGAGACGCCGCCAGAGUGUUUUCGACAUUCCUCUUACUGAUGCAAACCAAUCAUCUCAAGUCACUCCUGGUUCACAACCUGAUAAGGCAGCCAAAAGUUCAGAGCCUGUUACUAGCUGGGCUGCCUCCACAAACAACACCAGUGAGUCAAAAGGAUUGGCUAGCACCAAUAUUCCUCCUGUUAAAACUUCUGAGAGGCCCCCUCUUUCACCAAUGAAUAGGCGUGGGAAUCCUGACGUGCGUGGUAUGGUAUACGCGCCAAGAGUUUCGGGCUUAGGCCAAGGCUUAUCAGCUCAAGCAUUUCAGCCGACCGUUGCAUGGGUCCCAUUUGUGACUUUCUCAAACCAGAAUAGUGUUAUUCUCCCAAACAUUCAUGGGGCUUUGGCGCCAAACUGUGCGAAGUUUGUGGGCCAGCCGUCCAUUGGUAAGUUCCCUCAGUCGACACAAAUGGGAUCAUCUGAGGCGGGAGUUGUACCGCCUGCAGCUAAUGACGAGCUGAACCUGAAUAUUAGGAAAUUAACAUUAUAA